This is a messenger RNA of Thunnus maccoyii (southern bluefin tuna), 2112 nucleotides long. It is a transcript of the gene ggps1, whose product is annotated as geranylgeranyl diphosphate synthase 1. Gene Ontology annotation, biological process: isoprenoid biosynthetic process. The record is from RefSeq and is a predicted model, not a curated record. Gene Ontology annotation, molecular function: prenyltransferase activity. The coding region runs from base 335 to 1276 and encodes 313 amino acids. The transcript has 4 exons. Lineage: Eukaryota; Metazoa; Chordata; Actinopteri; Scombriformes; Scombridae.
UAUUAUAGCUGGCUCAUCACAACUAGCUUGUUUAAAAAAGUGUCUGUUCAGUGUGCCGCAACCACAGCACUACCCUCGCAUAGCAACCGGUGAAUUAGCCAGUAACAUAAGGACCUAAAAUGAUAUAAAAGUGUGGGUGUGACGGUCGUAUCGUGUGCCCUAGUCGACCAGCGUUUGAACUGGAUGUUUUCUGAUUUGUAAAACAAAAAGACAGAAAUGAUCAACGGUGGUACAUCGGCGCUAGCUAACUAGCAGUCUGGCUAACAGGAAUACUGGGACCCGGCCAGUCAGCAGACUGACAGAAGGCAGCCAAGAUUUGUGUAAACUUGGAGCAAUGGACGGUGACUCAGCAGCAGCCUCAGAGCGAAUUCUGCUGGAGCCGUACAAGUACUUGUUGCAACUACCGGGAAAGCAGGUGAGGACAAAACUGGCUCAAGCAUUUAACCAUUGGCUCAAUGUUCCAGAGGACAAACUGCAGGUGAUCAUCGAAGUGACUGACAUGCUGCACAACGCCAGCUUGCUCAUAGAUGACAUCGAGGACAGCUCCAAGCUGCGGAGAGGUUUCCCUGUGGCCCACAGCAUCUACGGCAUUCCCUCUGUCAUCAACUCCGCCAACUAUGUUUACUUCUUGGGUUUGGAGAAGGUGUUGACGCUGGAGCACCCCGAGGCCGUCCGUGUGUUUACCCGGCAGCUGCUGGAACUGCACCGCGGCCAGGGUCUGGACAUCCACUGGAGGGACACUUACACCUGUCCCACAGAGCAGGAGUACCGCAACAUGGUGCUGCAGAAAACCGGUGGGCUCUUCGGCCUGGCUGUAGGCCUCAUGCAGCUCUUCUCAGAUUGGAAACAGGAGCUGAAACCCCUCCUGGACACGUUGGGCCUCUUCUUCCAGAUCCGCGACGACUACGCCAACCUGAGCUCUCGUGAGUACAGCGAGAACAAGAGCUUCUGCGAGGACCUGACUGAGGGCAAGUUCUCUUUCCCCAUCAUUCACGCCAUCUGGUCGCGUCCAGAGAGCACCCAGGUACAGAACAUCUUAAGGCAGCGCACGGAGAACAUGGACAUCAAACGAUACUGUGUGGACUACUUGGAGAAGGUGGGCUCGUUCGCCUACACCCGUCAGACUCUGCGGGACCUGGAGGUGGAGGCGUACCGACUCAUCAAGGAGUUCGGGGGGAACCCUCAGCUGGAGAGCUUAAUCAAACACCUCAGCAAAAUGCAUAACGAAGCCGAAGCAGAGUCCAGUACCGAGCCGCACUCCAGCCAAAACCACUGACCUCAUCCACCUUUCACUGCUACAUGACUCACGCACACUCCACCAGCACCGAAGCGGUGCUGAUACACUGAUGCAGACAAACACAUUCCUGUAAAGCCCAGCAGGCGCAUGUUACAUUUCACGAAUCAAUUUAUGAGUCGUAAUUAAUCAAUAAACUUGAGCGCUUGAAUUCUGGUGGACAGCUUUGACAGCUUGGCAUUCAGCUGCCCAAAAUGUUGCCUUUAUCUUUUGUGUGCUAGAAGGCCUCCGUCAAAUGUUGCACAUCAAUUUUUGUAUCUAAGUGAAGCAGUGCAGUCAGUGGAGGAAAUGAAUUAAAACAGAAAAUGACUUGAUUUUAGAUUUUGGUUUCCUGAAAAUGAAAAAUAAUAAGGUGGCAACAAAGCUUAAAAGCCUUCUUUUUGAUGCGCACCACAGUGCACAUAAAUGUAUUUUUUUAUAUUUUGGCACCAAAUGAAAGUUGUUUAUCUAGGGCCGAGUGAAUGCUGGGUGUUUUUGCAGAAGUCCCUGUUAAAAUAAGAUGUGGAUGUUUAGAGUGCAUGAUGUGCGAUUUGGGAAUCCUUAUUCAUUAAGCCGCCAGAGUGCCAAUCAUGAAGAAAAGACCUCUGUAACUGAAUUGUCUACUUGUUAUGUAACAUGUGGGCAUUAUAUGCAAAGUAGUGCUCAAGCUCUUUAUGAAUACUCUGUUGAUGCUUUGGUUUAUUGCAGACUGAACAGUAUUUCACAUCUCUGCUAUUUUAUUAGUAUGAUUCAGUUAUGAUAUUUGUGAGUAGACACUGUGCUGCUGUCAGGAAAUUAUUUGCAUCUAUUAAAUUAAAAAAAACAACCUUUAAAGAUAA